AUGACUGAAGAAGAAAAUGGUUCCCCCAAUGAAGCUGCUAAACCACAACCCCCCAGCUCCUCUGAUAUGCAGUACUACUACCAAUUUAUCUAUCCUUUCAAACAGAUAUUCAAUUGGUUAAAUCAUUCACCAAAACCAGGAAAGGACAUGAUCAAUCGUGAAUUAGCUAUGGCCUUUAGAUCCGGUGCCUAUAAAAGAUAUAAUUCGUAUCGUAGUGUACAGGAAUUUAAAAGUCAAGUUGUCAAAGCUAACCCUGAUAGAUUUGAAAUUGGUGCUAUUUACAAUAAGCCACCUCAGGAGCGUGAUUCCUUGCUUAAAUCAGAAAUGAUACCGUUAGAAAAAGAGUUGGUUUUUGAUAUAGAUAUGGAUGAUUACGAUACCUUCAGAACCUGUUGUUCAGGAGCGCAAGUAUGUGGUAAAUGUUGGAAAUUCAUAUCAUUAGCGAUGACAAUUAUGAAUACUGCACUUAUAGAAGACUUUGGAUUCGAAAAUUUCCUAUGGGUUUUCUCUGGUAGACGUGGUGCGCACUGUUGGGUCAGUGAUAAAAGAGCUCGUGCUUUGAACAAUUUACAAAGAAGUAAUAUAAUAGACUAUAUGAAUGUGGUUAAAGAUCGUACCGCUAACAAAAGACUAGCACUACUGAGACCCUAUCAUCCCCAUAUAGCGAGAUCUCUGGAACAAUUGAAGCCACAUUUCACCGCAAUAAUCCUAGAGGAACAAGAUCCAUGGAGGGAUGAUGCACAUGCGAUGCAGACGUUGCUUCCUGGACUGCACGAUAGAAAUUUAAUAGAAGCCUUAUCUCGAUAUUGGAAGGCUCACCCUGGUAGAUCAAGCAAAGAGAAAUGGAGUGAUAUAGAUGCAAUUGCCGCCAAGGAAUUGAAGAUCUCUAGGAAACAAGAAUUUAUCAAUCGAUUACGUGAAUGCAAGGAAGAUCUAGUCAUCUCGACAUUAUACCCUAAAUUGGAUGUUGAAGUGACAAAACAGACACACCACUUGUUGAAGGCACCCUUCUGUAUUCAUCCAGGCACCGGUAACGUGUGUGUCCCCAUAGAUGAGAAUUUUGUACCUUCCAAGGCUCCUAGAUUGAUUGAUCUACAAAGUGAGAUGGAAUUGAGAAACCAUGAUAUCUCCAAAACGUCAUUACAGCCAUUUUUAGAUGCAUUUCAAAGACAAAUCAAUAAACUGGUCAAGGAAGAAUUGAGCAACGUGAAAAGAGAUCGUGAAGAAGAUGAUGGUCAAAUAGUUGACUUUUAA
Messenger RNA from Zygosaccharomyces rouxii, 1254 nucleotides. It is a transcript of the gene PRI1, whose product is annotated as DNA primase subunit PRI1. Gene Ontology annotation, cellular component: alpha DNA polymerase:primase complex. The record is from RefSeq and is a predicted model, not a curated record. Gene Ontology annotation, biological process: DNA replication, synthesis of primer. The coding region runs from base 1 to 1254 and encodes 417 amino acids. Lineage: Eukaryota; Fungi; Ascomycota; Saccharomycetes; Saccharomycetales; Saccharomycetaceae. The transcript has a single exon.